UGAUACGGCUCCGUCAGAGACAGAAUAACUGCGUGUUUCAGUACACGUUUACCUUCGGUAGACCUAAAUAUCGUUGUGGUACACCGGUACAUAUUUGUACUUUACUAUAAGACUUCAUAAGCAAGCGAAUUCCCAAAUCAGACUUCUACCUUCAAGUAACUGCGACUAUUGGUGCGAAUCCAUACCAGUGAUCUUGGACCAGUGUUAACCGAGCUUUGUCGAAGGGCUCAGUCGUGGUUCCGUACGGUAUGAUACCAUUACCAGGCGACGGCGAGGAGGGUUGUACCGGCGGGUGCACGCGUAUCCAGGACGGCUUCCUGACGCAACGCACUGCGAAAGGCAGCAAAAAGAGAUGGGUGGUGUUCCAAGGUGACACAAGUACAGGCAUCUUCCAACUCAAAGUCUUCAAGCAUUCCAACGAGAGGAUACUAAAGAUAGCCCACACCAUCUCCAAGGACACUUUUGUGGGCAUAGAGAGGGGCGAUUUCGAAGACUCCACUAGACGGGGUCAGAAGCCCGGCAAGACGGUCAGCUAUCUCGCCAUCUUACUGGUCACCGACACCAUCCUGCUUCAUGACGACAUGCCAAACUUGGUCAAAUGGCACUCAGGUUUCAAGAAGUACUUUCACAGCAACAGUUGGGAAGUGGUGCCCAUGACGGGAGUCGCCACACCUGAGUCCAAGGUUGUUCUCCACAUUACCCAGCAUGCAAUCUCGCUGGCAACAAUCAACCCCCCUAAGCACUACCAGCGGUGGCAGCUGGGUAAGGUGACCGAGUACGGGGUCUGGGGUGCCAGGGUAUACUUCGAGAUGGACAGCUCCGAGACAGGCAAUGGAUACUUUGAGAUAAAGGCAUCGACCCUUGUCCAGGCCAACAGCAUCGGGGAUACAAUCAGCAGCUUGCUACCCAACUUAGUCCCAGGAACGAAGCGACGCAUGUCCCGUGACGGUUUCACGACAUCACCCUUUUCCCCUCGACUGGAGAUCACAGACAGUGCCUCCGAUGACAAGCAGCGUGUGUUCAAAUUUCCGCCUUCUCGAGCAGCACCCAUCAGUCAGGCUGUUUCACCUGGCCCAACACCCCCACUAGUCAGUCCGAGAACACCCUCGACCCUCCUAUCAACGCCCAUCCCCGAGUCAUCACCAAAAUCACCGCAGUCACCGCUGAAACUCGGCCCACCACCGGUGAACACACGGCCAGCAUUGCAGUCGAGUCUAUCACAAGUCCUCCAGUCACAAGCUAUUAGUUCGGAUGAACUGCGACAAAUGCAUUCAAUGUAAUAAUUUUUGUUUAUCCUUUUAGUAAUUACUUGUAUUAAACUGGACUUGUGGAAGGACUUGUGAUUUACUUUUGAUUUACUUUGUGAUGGUAUUUUUUUGUAUGUAUAUUACACAAAUAAU
Patiria miniata (bat star) is the source of this 1400-nucleotide messenger RNA. RefSeq lists its product as uncharacterized. The record is from RefSeq and is a predicted model, not a curated record. Bases 249 to 1280 code for a protein of 343 amino acids. The transcript is spliced from 6 exons. NCBI's taxonomy places the organism in Eukaryota, Metazoa, Echinodermata, Asteroidea, Valvatida, Asterinidae.